AUGGAGGGUCUGAUCGUAAACUUAUCACAGAAGGAGUGGGUAAUUGGAUAUGCAAUCACUGAUGGAGCUGGACAAUGUGGGCGAGCACACCGUAUUUUAGCUCUGCGGUGGCCAAAUAUCUACUUCGGCAAAUGCUUUGCCCACGACAUUAACAAUCUGGUCAAAGCAGUUCUGAAAACUCUAAGUUUCUGCAAGGUUGCGGACGAAGCAUCAUCCGCCGUGAAUGCGCUAAACGCUUCUUCUUCUAAGUGGCUACCGCGGAUGGAACUCGAUGCAAGGUUGCUUGGCUUCACUGCUCCGAGUUAA
Phytophthora nicotianae INRA-310 is the source of this 306-nucleotide messenger RNA. RefSeq lists its product as hypothetical. NCBI's taxonomy places the organism in Eukaryota, Oomycota, Peronosporomycetes, Peronosporales, Peronosporaceae. Bases 1 to 306 code for a protein of 101 amino acids. The transcript has 2 exons. The record is from RefSeq and is a predicted model, not a curated record.